AAGAAUGCCAAAAAGCGGCUGCCGAGAAGCAGAUUACCACGCACGCCGAGAAACUCGCCAGAGCGCAGAAGGAGAAGGAAGAAGCUGCAGCUACCAAGGCAAAACUUGAAGCAAACGCCACAUUACUCGGUCAGAACUUGGCCGCUCAAGCGGAAGCUCUAGAAGUUCAGUUAGACGCAGGAUCGGAGACAACACGAGAGAAACGUCCGCUGGAAGCGAAGCCAGAGCGUGUGGAGGUCGAAAUAGAAGACGAGUAG
Molecule: messenger RNA, 257 nt
Organism: Sphaeroforma arctica JP610
Lineage: Eukaryota; Ichthyosporea; Ichthyophonida
Exons: 1
Source: RefSeq, a predicted model, not a curated record